AUGAUCCCACCCACUGUGCCAUUGCAGUACACUGUACAACCCGUCUGUCACUCCAUCCCUUCGACCCAUUCCCUUCGCCCCAUUCCCUUCGCCCCAUUCCCCUUGCUCCAUUCCCCUUUGCCCCAUUCCCCUUGCCCCAUUCCCUUUGCCCCAUUCCCUUGCCCCAUUCCCUUUGCCCCAUUCCCUUUGCCCCAUUCCCCUUGCCCCAUUCCCUUCGCUCCAUUCCCCUUUGCCCCAUUCCGUUUGCCCCAUUCCCCUCGCUCCAUUCCCCUUUGCCCCAUUCCCCUUGCCCCAUUCCCCUUGUUCCAUUUCCCUUGCCCCAUUCCCUUUGCCCCAUUCCGUUUGCCCCAUUCCCUUCGCUCCAUUCCCCUUUGCCCCAUUCCCCUUUGCCCCAUUCCCCUUGCUCCAUUCCCUUGCCCCAUUCCCUUUGCCCCAUUCCCUUUGCCCCAUUCCCCUUGCCCCAUUCCCUUCGCUCCAUUCCCCUUUGCCCCAUUCCGUUUGCCCCAUUCCCCUCGCUCCAUUCCCCUUUGCCCCAUUCCCCUUGCCCCAUUCCCCUUGUUCCAUUUCCCUUGCCCCAUUCCCUUUGCCCCAUUCCGUUUGCCCCAUUCCCUUCGCUCCAUUCCCCUUUGCCCCAUUCCCCUUUGCCCCAUUCCCCUUGCCCCAUUCCGUUUGCCCCAUUCCCCUUGCCCCACCCCCUUUGCCCCAUCCCAUUGCCCCAUCCCCGUGCCCCAUUCCCCUCGCCCGAUUCCCUUCGCCCCAUUCCCUUCGCCCCAUUCCCUUCGCCCCAUUCCCUUUGCCCCAUUCCCCUUGCUCCAUUCCCCUUUGCCCCAUUCCCCUUUGCCCCAUUCCCCUUGCCCCAUUCCCCUUUCCCCAUUCCCCUUGCCCCAUUCCCCUUUCCCCAUUCCCCUUGCCCAUUCCCUUUGCCCCAUUCCGUUUGCCCCAUUCCCCUCGCUCCAUUCCCCUUUGCCCCAUUCCCCUUGCCCCAAUCCCCUUGCCCCAUUCCCCUUGUUCCAUUCCCCUUGCCCCAUUCCCCUUGUUCCAUUCCCUUUGCCCCAUUCCCCUUGCCCCAUUCCCCUUGCCUCAUUCCCCUUGCCCCAUUCCCCUUGUUCCAUUCCCUUUGCCCCAUUCCCCUUGCCCCAUUCCCCUUGCCCCAUUCCCUUUGCCCCAUCCCCUUUGCCCCAUCCCCUUGCCCCAUCCCCGUGCCCCAUUCCCUUUGCCUCAUUCCCUUUGCCCCAUUCCGUUUGCCCCAUUCCCCUCGCUCCAUUCCCCUUUGCCCCAUUCACUUUGCCCUAUUCCCUUUGCCCCAUCCCCUAUGCCCCAUCCCCUUUCCCCUUCCCCCUUGCUCCAUCCCCUUGCCCCAUCCCCUUUGCCUCAUUCCCCUUCGCCCCAUUCCCUUUGCCCCAUCCCCUUGCCCCAUUCCCCUUGCCCUAUUCCCCUUGCCCCAUUCCCUUUGCCCCAUCCCCUUCGCCCCAUCCCCUUGCCCCAUCCCCGUGCCCCAUUCCCUUUGCCCCAUUCCCUUUGCCCCAUUCCGUUUGCCCCAUUCCCCUCGCUCCAUUCCCCUUUGCCCCAUUCCCCUAUGCCCCAUCCCCUUUCCCCGUCCCCCUUGCUCCAUCCCCUUGCCCCAUCCCCUUCGCCCCAUUCCCCUUCGCCCCAUUCCCUUUGCCCCAUCCCCUUGCCCCAUUCCCCUUGCCCUAUUCCCCUUGCCCCAUUCCCUUUGCCCCAUCCCCUUUGCCCCAUCCCCUUGCCCCAUCCCCGUGCCCCAUUCCCUUUGCCCCAUUCCCUUUGCCCCAUUCCGUUUGCCCCAUUCCCCUCGCUCCAUUCCCCUUUGCCCCAUUCCCCUUUGCCCCAUCCCCUUGCCCCAUCCCCUUGCCCCAUCCCCUUGCCCCAUCCCCUUGCCCCAUCCCCUUGCCCCAUCCCCUUGCCCCAUCCCCUUGCCCCAUCCCCUUGCCCCAUCCCCUUGUGCCCACCAUCUCUCGGUCCCAUCAGUUCCUCCCUCAACUCCAUCCCCUCGCUCCCUCGUCUCCUCUCUCCAUCCCCUCGCUCCCUCGUCUCCUCGCUCCAUCCCUUCACUUUGUCCCUUCACUCCCUGCCCUCACACCCAUCCACUCCUGCCCUCCCCUUUCUCUCUUUUCUAGCCACGGCCCUCCCAUCGCCAUCACUGCUGCCAUACUCACCUCCCUCUCCCGCUCUGUCCCCUCCCUCCCAUCGAAAAUUCUACAAGACAAAGGUGCUGGUUUGACUUUUGAGAAGAGUGCAAGAAGUGCCUGCCUGCCUAUGUCCCAGCAGUGGUGCCACAUGCUGGGAGUAGCAGUGGCAGCAGUGGGGGGAUGGGAUGGCAAGGGGGACUGGGUUGGGAGGAACGGCAGACACACAGCCUCCUGA
Messenger RNA from Closterium sp. Naga37s-1, 2382 nucleotides. Lineage: Eukaryota; Viridiplantae; Streptophyta; Zygnematophyceae; Desmidiales; Closteriaceae. The record is from the annotation of a GenBank genome assembly.